This is a messenger RNA of Cetraspora pellucida, 876 nucleotides long. Lineage: Eukaryota; Fungi; Glomeromycota; Glomeromycetes; Diversisporales; Gigasporaceae. The record is from the annotation of a GenBank genome assembly.
AUGGAUUCAGAAGAGCUUUAUGAUUAUCCUAAAAAAACUGAAAUUGAAUACAGAAAUCAAUCUAGUGACACUUACCAUUAUACGAUUAUUUCUGAAGGUCAUUAUCUGGCACAAUCUAUCCUUGCUAAAACUCAAAAAAAAAAAAAUAAUUGCUAUAGAAUUCCUAAUGAUUACAAAGUUGUAACUUACAACUCUGAAGGAACAUCAAUAUUAUUAGGAACAAUAGUAUUUGGAUUACAACUUAAAUGUGUAGAACAAGUUAGAGAUUCUCACCAUAGAUCAAAUGUUUUUCGGCCUAUUAAAACUCUCAGUAAUUCAGCUAAAAAGUCUCGAAUUAAAUAUAUUGGUGAAGGAAUUCGUGAUUUUAUUAAUAAUGAAAUAACAUAUUUGGAUCAUAAGGAUCAAUUACAAAUAAAGUCACUUACUUUAUUAGUUGGUGAUCAAGAUUGGAUAGUAAAAUAUUCAGAUGAUGAAGCUUUAAAACAACAAAAAAGACUGGCUUUUAUUCAAGCAAUGGAUUAUAAUCAUAUUUCACGAAAUGCUCUUCAUUCAAUAGCAAAAAUUACAACAGAGUUAGAUCAUGAAUAUAUAAUUAGUAAUGAAAAACUUAAUCUUGAUAACUUAAUGCAAGGUAUUAUACCUCUUUAUGUUACAGAUAUUAAUAUAAAUACUUCAACACUAUCUAUAAUAAAUAAUAAAGAAAUUCAUAUUGAUAAUGAGGAAGUAAUUCAUGGUAUAGCAGAAUCAAUUGGAAAGGCUGUUUUAUAUUCUGGUAUCGAAGACUAUCAACUUUUACAAAAAGCUUUAGCACCAUUAAUUCAAGACUUACAAGACAUUUCUAAUAAUAGAAUUGUUGAUGAGUUUAAUAUAAAAUAG